This is a messenger RNA of Nelumbo nucifera (sacred lotus), 846 nucleotides long. The record is from RefSeq and is a predicted model, not a curated record. NCBI's taxonomy places the organism in Eukaryota, Viridiplantae, Streptophyta, Magnoliopsida, Proteales, Nelumbonaceae.
GACACUGUUGCUGCAGUGAUUAUUGGAACAGGCACAAAUGCUUGCUAUGUGGAGCGGACAGAUUCAAUUAUCAAGUGUCAAGGCCUUCUGACAAAAUCUGGAGGCAUGGUUGUGAACAUGGAAUGGGGAAACUUCUGGUCAACCCAUCUGCCAAGAACUUCGUACGAUAUUGAUCUAGAUAGUGAUAGUCCUAACCCAAAUGAUCAGGGGUUUGAGAAGAUGAUAUCAGGAAUGUAUCUGGGUGAUAUUGUAAGGAGGGUAAUGCUUAGGAUGUCAAAGGAAUCAGAUAUUUUUGGGGAUGCUACAUCUAGGCUAUCAGUGCCAUUUAUCUUGAAGACGCCUCUGAUGGCUGCCAUGCAUGAAGAUGAUUCUCCUGACUUGAAGGAUGUAUCAAGAAUCUUGAAAGAAACUCUUGAGAUAUCUGAUGUCCCACUGAAGGUGAGGAAGCUGAUCGUGAGAAUAUGUGAUGUGGUGACCCGGAGGGCUGCCCGAUUGGCUGCUGCAGGUAUCGUAGGGAUCUUGAAGAAAAUUGGAAGGGAUGGGAGUGGUGGCAUUAUGAGUGGAAGAACCAAGAGUGGUGAAACAUCAAGCAGAAAGAGAAGAACAGUCGUGGCGAUAGAGGGUGGUUUGUACACUAGUUAUUCCCUAUUCAGGGAGUACUUGAAUGAAGCUGUGGCUGAGAUUUUGGGGGAAGAAAUGGCUCCGUAUGUUGUCCUCAAGGUUUCAGAAGAUGGCUCAGGAAUCGGAGCUGCUCUGCUUGCUGCUUCUCAUUCUUAUCCCAGUAUUGGUCCUGUAAACGUUGCCAUAAAAUGAUAAAAAGUAUAUAGUCUCUUGUAAAAAGAAGAA